AUUAAUCGAAAAUUUUCAGUUUCAGUCAUGCCUCACUACAAACUAAUCGAUUAUAGUUAUCCAACUUCUGGAGAAUUGGCUCGACUCAUAUUUCAAUACAAAGACAUUCAAUACGAAGAUGAAAAAGUUGAAUCACCGGACAGAAUUUAUGAAGCAGAAGAAGAAUCACCGUUCGGCUAUUUACCUGUUCUGUUGGUGGAUGGAAAACAUGUCGCUCAAGGACAAGGCAUUACAAGAUAUCUCGCAAGAGAAUUCGACUUAGUGGGCAAAACUAAUGAAGAGGCAGCAAUUUGUGACAUGAUCAUGGAUGGUUUAGGAGUGAUGUUCGCCAAGAUGAGAAACAUACACGUUGCUAGUUUAGAUAUAAAACAACAGGUAGCUUUAUUGAAAGAAAUGAUGGAAGAGGAUGUACCCCGAUAUUUAACUAAAUAUGAGAAAUUCCUUGAAAGAUCCAGCAGUGCGAAUGGUUUUUUUGCCAGUGAACAACUCACAUGGUGUGAUCUUGGAGUUGGACUGACUUUAGCCGGCUUGCAAAUCCGACAGCCAAAGUUACUGGAUAACAAUCCACGACUAAAAGCUUUUGUUCAAAAAGUUUCUUCAAAUCCAGUAGUUGAAGAUUUCAUACAGUCUGAAUUGGCUCAAUCAGUAAUUAUCAGAAAAAACAGCAUGUGAUGUUAUUCUAAAUAAAAUUCUCUAAUUCUCUGUUUUUAACUUAGUUUUCAACGGUGUCUUUAGUUUUCAAAUUUAAUUCAAUAAAAACAAAUUUCACUGUUA
Molecule: messenger RNA, 774 nt
Organism: Parasteatoda tepidariorum (common house spider)
Lineage: Eukaryota; Metazoa; Arthropoda; Arachnida; Araneae; Theridiidae
Product: glutathione S-transferase 1
Biological process (GO): glutathione metabolic process; DNA integration
Molecular function (GO): nucleic acid binding; glutathione transferase activity
Source: RefSeq, a predicted model, not a curated record